GAGACUUGCAGGGGAGAGAUCCAGACGUGACGCCGGGUGGGGGGCUCUUCCCAGGCAAAGAGAAGCUGAGGAGGGAGAGAGAUACAUGCCCAGCCCUCCUCCUUGUUCAAUCCCAUGCAUGAUGGAGGAAGCCACCAGGCGCUCAAAAAUUCAACCCUGGGACUCCAGGAGCCUCCAAUACCUGGAGGCUGAGGGUCCCCGUGGGCUUUGCAGCCAACUCCAUGACUUUUGUAGGCGAUGGUUGAGACCAGGAAAGCAUAGCAAAGCUCAGAUGGUGGACCUGGUGGUUUUGGAGAAGCUCCUGGCUCUUCUGCCCCCAGAGAUGGAGGGCUGGGUGCAGGAAUGUGGAGCAGAGACCAGCUCCCAGGCAGUGGUCCUGGCGGAAGGCUUCCUCCUGAGCCAGGCGGAGGAGCAGAAGGAGCAGGUUGAUUUGCAGUGUUGCACUGUGGAGAUCAGAGAUCGUGAGGGAAAGAAGAAUCCAUCAAAUCCCCCUCAGGAGCUAUUUUUCAGGAGGAUCCCUUGGGAAGACCCAAGUCAGGACACCUCAGGAGAAAUACAAAGAAUGAAGUUUUCUGGUUUUUCUGAUGGAGCUCAAAGAGUGGUUGAACCUCCAAAUCAAGUAAGAAAGGGAAAACUUAUUAGAUUUGAAUUCUCCCUUCAGGAAUUGAAGGAAAUGUGCAGAGUGCUGUCUCCUUCUAUUUUCCCUCUUUGUUUGGACUGGAUUAUUUUUGUGUUCCUGAGUGACAUAGAAAAUAGAAUAGCACAAAUUGCUCUCCACCAGCAUAGCUUCCUCUGUAGAAUAUUACUGCGACACAAUA
This is a messenger RNA of Notechis scutatus (mainland tiger snake), 818 nucleotides long. NCBI's taxonomy places the organism in Eukaryota, Metazoa, Chordata, Lepidosauria, Squamata, Elapidae. The record is from RefSeq and is a predicted model, not a curated record.